AUGAGAAAGCGUGAACAACAGCAACAACCACAGCCGCAACCACAGGUGCAACCACAGCAAAUAGUAGUAGGAGCACCGUCGUUUUAUAUGGAUAUCUUUGAACCACCACCACAAUGGCGAACAUCCGUCAACAACAACACCAACAGUAUCAAUUAUCACGCUCACUCACCUACCCACAGAUCACCUAUACAUCAUCAGCCAUCGCUAUCCGAGAUUGUGUAUCAAGAGUUCAAUGGCCCUUCCGAGAUACAAGAGGCGUAUCCCGGAGUCUAUCAACAAGAUCGCCUUAGUCAGCAGCAGCAUCAGUUACACCAUCAAAGGAGUCAACAAUUUCAACAACAACAACAGCAGCAGCAGCAGCAAUUGCAACAGUUGCAAUUGAAGCAGCAAUUACAAUAUCAACUGCAACAGCAGCAUCAUCAACAGACACAAGAGCAGAACCACCAUCCCCAUCACCACCACUCUCGAGCUAAUUCCAUAGGAUCAGCACAUGAUUUUGAGUCUGCAGCUUCUUCAUUGCACACUAUGUCAACGAGUCCUCAUUAUUUACAGUAUGAUGAUGUGGAUGACGAUAACGAGAGUAUUGAUAAAUCCAUGUUUCAUAACCAUAACCAGCAGCAGCAGCAGCAACAACAUCGUCAUCAGGCUGAUAAUAUAAGCAUUGCAACCUCAUUAUUUACUGCUGUAGAACAUCUAGAGAAUGAUUCAGAAGAAGAAGAACAUUACGAUGAUAAUAGUUCAACUGAAAAUCAACGCCACGGGCAUUUACCAUCAACUACGACAUUUCAGGAACAAAAACAGCAAAUAUCAAUUAAUGAUUUGAUGAAAAAGCUGGAUAUCCAGACCUCUGUUGAAUGGGAAGACUACAAACCGCAAUAUAGACUGCUGAAUGAAUCAUACGAUAGCGUAAAGCAAGACAUCUACAAGGAAAUCUAUGCAACAAUGCAGAAACUGCAAGAAUUAGAUCGCAAAUUCAACACGGUGAAAGCAAUAUUUCAUUCAACCAUGGAAAAAAACUACGAGCAAAUGUCAAAUCAAUUAAUAUCCCAAUGUGAUGCAUUGACAAAAGAGCAAAACGAGUCCAAAAACAAGCUGAAAUCAGAUGAAACAAACAGAGAAUAUCUACCAAAGAGUGGAAAGAUUCGAUUGAAUGUGGGAGGAAGCAUGUUUGAGACAUCUUUGAGUACAUUGCGACGUGAUACAAAUAGUCUAUUGGCUACUAUGUUUUCCGGGAGACAUCUCAUUUCAGCGGAAUCAGAUGGAUCUUACUUUAUUGACCGUGAUCCAUCUCAUUUUAGACUUGUGUUGAAUUACCUUCGAGAUCUAAGGAUACCACCAACCAUUCUUCAAGACACUAAAAUAUGUCAGGAGCUGCUACAAGAAGCAAAGUAUUACUGCAUAGAAGGUCUCAUCAAGAUUUUACAACAACAGCAUCUAUAA
Messenger RNA from Mucor velutinosus, 1440 nucleotides. It is a transcript of the gene THG1, whose product is annotated as tRNA-His guanylyltransferase. Gene Ontology annotation, molecular function: protein binding. The transcript has 9 exons. The record is from RefSeq and is a predicted model, not a curated record. Gene Ontology annotation, biological process: protein homooligomerization. Bases 1 to 1440 code for a protein of 479 amino acids. Lineage: Eukaryota; Fungi; Mucoromycota; Mucoromycetes; Mucorales; Mucoraceae.